Cuscuta epithymum is the source of this 1504-nucleotide messenger RNA. Lineage: Eukaryota; Viridiplantae; Streptophyta; Magnoliopsida; Solanales; Convolvulaceae. The record is from the annotation of a GenBank genome assembly.
AUUUUAAAUAAAGAAGGAUUCAGAGAAAUCUGAUCCAGAAAAAAUUCAAAUAAAAAUAAAAAGAAGCGAAAUUUAAAUUAGAAAUAAAAAAGAAUUACCAGAAACAAGAGAAUUGAUUCUCUCUCCAUGGCCCCUGGUUUUGCCUUUCUUCUUCAUCCACCAUCUCGGAUAUAUAUACAAACAGGCAUUCCUGUACGGCCCCAUCCUUAUCUUCUCAGAUCUCUCGCCGCUUCAUCUAUUGGACGACAAUCUCGAGAGCACCUUUUACACCAGACGCGCGGAGCUUCAUAUGACGGCGGUGGAGGCUGUUGGAGGGCUGCUGGAACCGGCCGGAGAGGCGGCGGCCUCUCCGGUGAGGCACGUCAACACUGGUGUCGGUAAGGGCGGUAUACUGAAGAAGAGAUGCAGGAAUACUAAAGCGGCUAAAAAGCCUUGUGAUGUGAAGCCCAGGACGGUUCCUGAAAGUUUGCAGUUGCAGCGGUUGUUUAUGAUGUGCCACCAAGUGUUCAAAGGCCCCGGCACCGUCCCUUCCGAUAGUGAUGUGGAGAGGCUCAGCCGCAUUCUAGAUGAUAUGAUGCCAGAAGACGUUGGACUGAGCAGCAAUCUGCAAUUCUUUAAUCCUAAAGGUGUGGUUGAAGGUAAUCCAAGAGUCACAAACACAACGAUCUACAAGGGCAACAACUUCUCGUUGUGCAUUUUCUUUCUUCCCUCAGCUGCUGUUAUACCUUUACAUAAUCACCCGGGAAUGACAGUUUUCAGCAAGCUUCUACUGGGAAGCAUGCACAUCAAAGCGUAUGACUGGGCUGAUGUUCCAUCUUCAGCUGCUAUAGGUGAUUCAAAUCAAGAUGGAUGCACAUUGAGAUUGGCAAAAUUGAAAGCAAAUAAAACAUUCACACCACAAUGCAACACCUCUGUCUUAUAUCCUACAUCUGGAGGAAACAUUCAUGAAUUUAGGGCUAUUACACCAUGUGCAGUGCUUGAUGUGCUUGGACCGCCAUAUUCCAAAGAUGAUGGGCGUGACUGUUCAUAUUACAGGGACAUUCCCUAUGGUGCUUCAUCAAGCGGAGAUGUAAAUGUUGCAGAAGCAGAUGAAGAUGGUGACCUGUAUGGAUGGUUAGAGGAGAUUGAAAUACCAGAUGAGUCGAAAAUGGAUGUUAUCCAGUACUUGGGUCCACGGGUUGUAUAGAGUAGUAGAAUUCUCAGUAGGCUCUCAAAUGCACGUCGCAGUUUUUGUUUUGUUUUCGUAGGGAAGUAGGAUGCCCUUUUUUCUCCCACAGUGCUUAGAAUCUUAGUUACUAUCUUGUUUCCAGAUAUCAUCAUGUAACAUGUGUAUGCCUAGAGCCAUAGUCUCGCUCUGUAGAUUUAGAAGCCUUCCUCAUAGUUGUAUAGAAAUUACUUCGAGAUGUAUAUAAAGUUAUAAAUAGAUAGAAGGGUUUUAUAUGGAGGCUGGCAAUUGAGAAGUCCUGUUUUUCAUUUGGAAAGGCUUAUACGGGAAAGUUCCAAA